UGUUAUUUUUUUUUCUAAAUUUUUCUAAGAGAAUCAAAUUCCCAUUAAACGAUUUUUGGUUACAAAAAUAAAUGUAAAACAUGAAUCACAUUUGUCGGAUAUUUGGUCUGUAAUCCUGAUAUCUCGCGAUUCUUUCCCGUAAUCCUUCCUCACACUAUAAAACCCGCACCACCCGGCAUUCAUUCUGUAUCACAUCAUCUCACACACUCAACUCUUCUGAUCUCUCAAUCUCUCCGUCAGCAAUGGCGCUCCGGCGAACCCUAACUAAACGUCUCAUCAAAGACCAAACCCCCUUCAUAGAUCAUACACCUUUCACUUCUCUCUCAUCGCACAGAGCCUUAAAUGCAGCCAACUCGAAUCUCAAACGCGACCUGUUGACGUCGCCGGAGAACUCUUCCCCCACUGCGGAUGCUGGAUUCUUCCGGCGGUUUCUCCAGCGGAGAAAAAUCAACCAAUCGUCGACAAUGAGCCUACCGGAGUUGUUUUUAUUUCCGGUUGGCGAGAAACUGCGGGAGAAGCUGAACAUAUCUAACGGAGAACGUGUUAUGCUUGACGGACUAAGGAAUCCGGUAACGGAGCGUCCACCGGUUUCUAUCGAUUCCGUCGGAAUAUCAGUGAAUGAUGCGAGGAAGAUCCUGAGAUUUUCUCAGUUGCAGAAGGUGAGAUCUGCGUUGAAACAGAUCCCAACGAAUUCGAUUAGCUACUCCGAAUUUCUCACAGUCUGCAUUGACAUUUGUAAUAAUCACGAUCAAGGCGUAGAGUUCUCCAAAAUGUUGGAUGAAGCUGGAGACGUCAUUGUCUUGGGAAACGUCGUCUUCCUCCGUCCCGAUCAGUUGACAAAAUCAAUGGAGAAACUGAUAUCACAAUCCAUCGCCAUUCCAAACGACCCAAGAAAACAACAACUCGAAGAAUUAGAAACCCAAAAAGCUUUAAUCGAUCAAAAAUCAGUCUCCCAAGUUCGAGGUGAGCUCUAUUGUGGUCUCGGAUUUCUGGUAAUCCAAACAAUGGCGUUCAUGAGGUUAACAUUUUGGGAACUUAGUUGGGAUGUAAUGGAACCCAUCUGCUUCUUCUUCACAUCUUUCCACUUUGCACUCGCAUACAUGUUCUUCAUAAGAACAUCCAAAGAACCCACUUUUGAAGGCUACUUUCAACGUAGGUUUAAAACAAAGCAAAAGAAGCUUAUGGAGGUUUACAAUUUUGAUCUUGAAAAGUACAACCAACUUCGUAAGGCCUUUUAUCCUACAUGUGAAAAUUUAAGUUUUCAAGAUUUGGGUCAAGGAGGAAGGGGAAAUACAGUUUUUGGUUAAGUUAUAUGUAAAUAAUUGGAUUGUAGUAUGGAGUUCUUGUCUCUCCUUUUUUGAGUAAUGGGACUAAUCCUAUGCUUUUGACAUGAGGUUGUUAGGUGCAACAAUUAGCUUUUGUUGUAAGACAUAAGAGUUGAUGUAGAUUUGUAAUAUUAUAUAAUCAACCAACUUUGUUGAACAUGAAGAACAAGCUUUGUUGAAGUAA
This is a messenger RNA of Lactuca sativa (garden lettuce), 1509 nucleotides long. RefSeq names its product calcium uniporter protein 5, mitochondrial. Gene Ontology annotation, biological process: mitochondrial calcium ion homeostasis; calcium import into the mitochondrion. The record is from RefSeq and is a predicted model, not a curated record. Gene Ontology annotation, cellular component: uniplex complex. Gene Ontology annotation, molecular function: calcium channel activity; uniporter activity. Lineage: Eukaryota; Viridiplantae; Streptophyta; Magnoliopsida; Asterales; Asteraceae.